Molecule: messenger RNA, 1365 nt
Organism: Carica papaya (papaya)
Lineage: Eukaryota; Viridiplantae; Streptophyta; Magnoliopsida; Brassicales; Caricaceae
Source: RefSeq, a predicted model, not a curated record
GGAUAUGAUUUUUGGAAGCUUCCCAAGCAAAGAAGGAGAUUCUUGGUGGUGCGCUAGCCUUCCAAAUCAUUUUUGCAGGGAAAACCGGUUUGUUCUGUCUGUUAAGGCCAGCAAUAUAAUUAUAGAAGAAGCAGCCACUAGAAGAGCCACUGUUUUCUAAAGACCAAAUCAGUUUGUCUUCGUUGUUGCUAAUUCAGAUAGUUUCCAGUAAUGGCAGUAGAUUUUCAAAUUCCUCUAAUUCCCAGUCAUUUAAAUUCCUGUAAAGCACGAUUUUUCAGACCCUACCAAUGCUGUUAUCAAAAGCUUGCUCAAUGCACAAUGCUUAUAAAUUAACAUGCUAUUUCUUUUCCUUUACCCUCAACCCCCCACCCCUCAAAAAAAGAAGAUUCUGGUCAUAGACUUGGUAAAUGAUUCAUUAAUUCUUGCAUCUUUAUCCAGCAUUUGAAAAUUAGAAAAUUGUUUUCAAGUUCUAAAGAAAUCUACCAGGGAAGGCUGCUUAAUAGCUCUAUGCUGUUAAUAGUCCUUAUCAGAUAUUUUGUUUUUUCACUUAUACUUGCUUAUUAUGAUUUUGCAGCGGCUAUACAAUGUUUGAAGAGGAAGAGGCUUUACGAACAACAAAUUGAACAGCUUGGAAAUUUUCAGCUGCGAAUUCAUGAUCAAAUGAUAAUGCUAGAAGGUGCCAAAGCAACUACAGAAACUGUGGAUGCAUUGAGAACUGGAGCAGCUGCAAUGAAGGCAAUGCAGAAAGCAACGAACAUCGAUGAUGUUGACAAGACUAUGGAUGAGAUAAAUGAGCAGACUGAGAACAUGAAACAGAUCCAGGAAGCUUUAUCAACUCCCAUUGGAGCUGCAGCUGAUUUUGAUGAGGUAUUAAUUUUAGUUUUCUGGUAUACAUAUAAUUCUGGGACUUGGUUGGCUGAUUGAUGUCUUAAUAAUGAGGUACCUCGGCUGUAGUGAUUGUUAUAGUUGUUGGUUCACCAUGAACUCACAUAGUAGACAUUCAGUAGAGUUACUAUUACUUUUCGUGGAAGUGGUAUGACUUUCUAUUGCUUAAAAACAAGUAACAUCCAAUUAGUAUUUCGGGUUCAGGCGUACUCGAAUUUCCUUGCUCAAGUUUGUUCCAGUUUCAAUGUGGAAAUACCAAAUUUUAUUUAGGGUUGCGACAAUUUACCUAUAGCUAUAUGAAUUUUUGGUAUAAUCUUGAAUAUAGUAUUUUAUAAUUAAUUAAGUGGGAGAUAGAAAUAGAUGGCAUCUUUAGCAAUCUAGGUAACUUGCAAGCUUGGUGAAGGGGGGGAAUGAAGAAGGAAAAAGAGGCCAUUCAUCCAUGAACACGAAUAAAUAGAUAAGAGGAAGACUAGUGUAUCA